This is a messenger RNA of Exophiala viscosa, 2053 nucleotides long. Its product is annotated as Vps5 C terminal like-domain-containing protein. The transcript has 5 exons. Gene Ontology annotation, cellular component: endosome. Gene Ontology annotation, molecular function: phosphatidylinositol binding. Gene Ontology annotation, biological process: retrograde transport, endosome to Golgi; protein retention in Golgi apparatus. Lineage: Eukaryota; Fungi; Ascomycota; Eurotiomycetes; Chaetothyriales; Herpotrichiellaceae. The coding region runs from base 87 to 1820 and encodes 577 amino acids. The record is from RefSeq and is a predicted model, not a curated record.
CCCUACUGCAGGCACACCACGUUUUCAAUUCCAGCCGAUCAGUUGUUAUUCAAGGGAAGUCUAAAGCGGUGGCAGGACAGGCGAAGAUGGAUAUCGACUCGCCGUGGGACGAUGUACCGUCUAAAGCGCAGUCAGAUAUACCGCAAGAGUCAACAGAUAAAGAGAACCAUGCCAGCAACGCCUCAACUCCCUCGAAGCCUUCCAGCAGCGGACCUCGACCCUCCUCGUCCCGGAAGAUACCUGCCCGCAAGAUUGAAGUCCAAUCAACGAAGCUAGAGGCAGUGGAUGAUGCUUUAGAUCCCCUCGGACCUCUAGGGACAGAAUCAGCUCCCGCUGCGCCUUCACUACCAGCAGAACAAGCUCCGACGCCACCGAAGAAGGAAGUCGGUGCAAGGACACCGCAGCCAACGUCUACAUCAUCUCCGGGUAGUGCGCUUUCUGAAUAUGAAGACACCACGCUACCGAUAGGAAGACCCAAGGGUCCGCCUCCAGUCCAGUCACAACCUGCAGGUGCUUCUCGCCAGACUCAGCCAAGCGUGAGCGUUGAACAAGCUGCAAAGCCGACCUUUGACAUAUCAGUGGGAGAUCCGCAUAAAGUGAGUGAUCUGACAAGCAGUCACAUCGUCUACCAGGUUCGGACGAAGACUACAUCAAAAGCAUACAAACAACCCGAAUUCGCAGUCACCAGACGUUACCGAGACUUUCUAUGGCUGUAUAACGCUUUACAUAACAAUAAUCCUGGAGUCGUGGUUCCUCCACCACCAGAGAAACAGGCUGUUGGUCGAUUCGAUAACGAGUUCGUAGAGUCGCGUCGACAAGCGCUGGAGCGGAUGCUCAACAAGAUUGCUGCUCAUCCAAUACUACAUCACGAUGCCGAUUUGAAGAUAUUUCUCGAGAGCGAAGCGUUCAACAUCGAUGUCAAGAACAAGGAAAAUCGGGAACCGGACUUGGGUCAGAACAAGGGCAUGCUGAGUUCGCUUGGGAUCAACGUCGGUUCAUCGAGUGGCAAGUUUGUGGAGCAUGAUGAUUGGUUCCAUGACCGCAAGAUCUAUCUUGACGCGCUUGAGAAUCAGCUUAAGGCACUGCUGAAAGCUCUCGACACGGUAGUUAUCCAACGAAAAGGGCUCGCUGAAGCUGCAGGAGAGUUUGCAGCGUCGUUGAACAAAUUGGCUCAAGUUGAACUCUCACCGAUAUUUUCUGGACCUGUACAGGGUCUCGCAGAUUUGCAAGUUCGAAUCCGGGAAUUGUAUGAUCGGCAAGCACAGCAGGAUGUUUUGACUCUGGGUAUCACAAUUGACGAAUAUAUUCGACUGAUUGGAAGCGUGAAACAAGCGUUCACGCAAAGACAGAAAGCAUUCCAUUCCUGGCAUGCUGCAGAGAGUGAGUUAGCCAAGCGGCGAAGCGCACAUGAGAAGCUGCUACGGCAGGGUAAAAGCCAGCAGGACAAGUUGAACGAGGUUGGUGCUGGAGUCAGCGACGCGGAGAAGAAGGCGCAUCAAGCUCGCCUAUUGUUCGAGGACAUGGGUCGACUCAUGCGAGGGGAAUUGGAAAGAUUUGAACGGGAGAAGGUGGAGGAUUUUAAGAGUGGUGUUGAGACUUUCUUGGAGGGGGCGGUCGAAGCUCAAAAAGAGUUGAUUGAAUUGUGGGAGACGUUCUUAUUACAGAUGGAUGCCGAAGAGGAGGCUCCUAUCAAGUCACCGCCGCCAAUGUCGGUUCAGGCACCAGCAGCAGAGCACCCCGAUCCAGCCAACGAGAGCCACGACGAGACUGAAGCGACACCUGCGACAGCAACGGAUGUAGCUUUAGAGCAGGAUGCGUGAUAUAAGAGCUCAUGGCCAUCAAUGAAAUCCUUUGAAGACAAAGAUCAAGCAGAAGUACAGGAGGGAUUGCUGGUCAGAAGUCACCAACCCUGUGCAGAAUGCUUUCUUUCUUUCUCUCCUCUUCUCACUUUCGUCUUUCUGUCGUCGCACUAGAUACCCAUCUCAACACCCUUUCACUCUCGCACCUGUCGCCGCGGCGAUCACACUCACUUGGCACCGUUCGCACUACUCUU